AUGGAGAAGGAGUCGGCGCCGGGCCCGCUGCCCAAACUGCCCGGCGGCUGGAAGGUGGUCGCCGACGGCAGCGACCUGACGCUGAGCAAGACCUACAAGGGCGAGGAGAUCACCAUCAAGGCCAAUGUCAGCUACUCGGUGGACUCGGCCAACCCUGGAGCCGAAGAUGGGGAGAACCCCAGCAGCGGUCAGAUGGUCUGCAAGCCCGACUUUGCCAUCGAAAUUAAGAAGGGCGCCUCCAUUUUGGGGCUCAAUUGCAGCUACCUCGCCGAGGAGGAGGCCGUCGACGACCAGGGCGAGAAGCUGGAGGACGACUUUCAAAUCAACGAGAUCAGCGUGUACGAGGGCGAGUUUGAGAAGAACAACUACGCCAUCACGGGCGACGUCAUCGACGGCACCCUCUACGACAUGCUGAUGAACAUCCUCGAGGACCGCGGCGUGGACCAGGCCUUUGCCAAGGCCCUAGUCGAGUACGCCACCGUCUACGAGCACAGCCAGUACGUCCGCCUCCUGGAGAACCUCAAGAAGUUCUUCUCCAACUAA
Molecule: messenger RNA, 543 nt
Organism: Rhagoletis zephyria (snowberry fruit fly)
Lineage: Eukaryota; Metazoa; Arthropoda; Insecta; Diptera; Tephritidae
Product: complement component 1 Q subcomponent-binding protein, mitochondrial-like
Biological process (GO): cytosolic ribosome assembly
Cellular component (GO): mitochondrial matrix
Source: RefSeq, a predicted model, not a curated record